AGCGGUUUCCACACUGUCGGGAUACUGAAGACGACGACUUGCUCUGUCCCUUCUUUCUCCUUGUGACGCCAAGCUGAGAUCAACAGAUAGGAUGCUGUGCCUCAGCACCUUGUCCACACUCCUCCUCCUGCUUCUCCUCUACCCCCCGCCACUGUCUGCCCAGGAGAUGCUUGUACGUCUGGCAGGCGUAGGCCGGCGCAAUGCAAGCGAGGGACGUGUGGAGGUGUUCUACAACGGCGUAUGGGGCACAGUGUGUGAUGACGAGGUGGAUCUUAACUUGGCCAAUGUGGUGUGCCGACAGAUGGGCUUCAAACGCGGCUUGACCUGGGCGCACAGUGCCAAGUUUGGUGAGGGGGAAGGUUUGAUCUGGUUGGACAAUGUGCGCUGCAUGGGCACAGAGCCCUCAAUCGCAGACUGUCGCUCCAAUGGUUGGGGAAUCAAUGACUGCACUCACGCUGAGGACCUGGGGGUCAUUUGCAGCCCAGAGAGGACACCAGGUUCACCCGCUGUCUCCGUGCAGGAGACUCCUUCAUCCUCCAGGCGCCAGCCAAGCCAGCAAAGACAGAGAAACCCACCACCACAGCAGCCACAGUCUGUGCCUCUCCCAGCCGAAACCCCCUCAUCUUCUGCAAGAGGCCAUGAGAUCGCCCUCCAUCGCAACCCAACAUCUCCCCGUCGCAGCAUCAUCUCGCCGCAACAGAACGGCCACGAGAUCCGGAUCUCGCAAAGGAAUCGAGGUGGUUCCAGACUAAGCUCGCAGAUGAGCCCAGCUCUGCCACAAGGGCACCAGCUACCAUCGCGUCUGGUCAACGGUGCUGCCUACAGGCAGGGCCAGGACGCAGCGAGGAACGGUCCACAAGGCAUGAGACGAGAGGGAGAGGGACAGGGGAGGCAUCAGCAGCUCAGCGGGAACCAUGUCGAACCAGGGCCUGUUCAUCCAGAGGUUGGACUGGAAACUGAUGUGCACUACACACAGGGAUCUGACAGGGUUCGCUUAGAGGAGGCUCGUCUACGGCCUGUGCUGUCCAGCAACCAUGGCGGCCUCGUGACGGAAGGAGUGCUGGAAGUGAAGCAUGCUGGGAGGUGGCGUCAUGUGUGUAACCGGGGCUGGGACCUGAGCAGCAGCCGUGUCGUCUGUGGCAUGUUAGGAUUCCCUGAUGCUGAAGUGUUUGACCAAAACGCCUACAGGAAACUGUGGGACUCUAAGAUAGCUGAUCCGUCUGCAAGGCUGAGGAUGCAGGUCAGUAAGAAGGCCUACUGGGUGGAGAAGGUGCAGUGUCAGGGCGUGGAGGUCUCUCUGGCCCAGUGCCAGGCCCAGCUGUCCCUCCCCAGGAAUGAUGUCCCGUGCCGCGGCGGCAUGCACACUGUGGUCCGCUGCGUCCCUGGAUCCCAGUUCACACGAUAUGGCAGAGCACCUGCACCGCCUGCCGUGCCGCCCAUCGUGCGUCUGAAGGCGGGGCCCCGGGUCGGGGAGGGCCGCGUUGAGGUGCUGAAGGAGGGGAAGUGGGGCACUGUGUGCGACCACCUCUGGGACGUCACUGCAGCCAGCGUGGUCUGCAGAGAGCUGGGCUUUGGGACGGCCAAAGAGGCUCUCACCAAGGCUCAGCUGGGACAGGGUAGCGGCCCCAUCCACAUGAACAGUGUGCAGUGUACCGGCAGAGAGAAGUCGAUUACAGAGUGUACCUACAAACCGGUGCCACUAUACACCUUCAAGCACACCCAGGAUGUAGCGGUCCGCUGCAACGUGCCCAACACUGGCGUGAAGGCCACGGUGCGUCUGGCAGGAGGCAGAGAGCCAUCAGAGGGCCGCGUGGAGGUGCUGAUUGAGGUCGGAGGGGGGAAGCGAUGGGGCUCCAUCUGCAGUGAGAACUGGGGCAUCAACGAGGCCAUGGUGGUCUGUCGACAGCUCGGCUUGGGCUUCGCUUCAACAGCUCAUCAGGAGACCUGGUACUGGCCUGGUUCUUCAGAUGCUGGUCAGGUGGUUCUGAGUGGAACUCACUGCGUCGGCACUGAGAUGUCCAUCCAGCGGUGUCGCAGAAACACCAACGUCUACUGUCCCAGAGGAGGAGACGGCAGGGCUGCAGGAGUCACGUGUGUAGAAACUGCUCCUGACCUCGUCCUGGAUGCUCAGCUCGUCCAGGAGACGGCGUACCUGGAGGACCGACCCCUCCACCUGCUGACCUGCGCUAAUGAGGAGAACUGCCUUUCCUCCUCUGCCGCGAGGAUGAACUGGCCCUACGGACACCGCCGCCUGCUGCGCUUCUCCUCCCGAAUCAUGAACAUGGGCUGUGCCGACUUCCGCCCCCGAGCCACCAGAGAAAGCUGGACAUGGCACCAGUGUCACAGGCACUACCACAGCAUCGAGGUGUUCACCCACUACGACCUGCUGACUCUCAACGGGACCAAGGUGGCCGAGGGCCACAAGGCCAGCUUCUGUCUGGAGGACACCUACUGCCCUGAAGGUGUCCAUAAACGGUACGCCUGCUAUAACAUGGGACAGCAGGGUAUCUCAGUCGGCUGCUGGGACACCUACCGCCACGAUAUUGACUGCCAGUGGAUCGACAUCACAGACAUACGACCCGGUGAAUACAUCUUCCAGGUGGAGGUCAACCCGUCCUUAGACAUGGCUGAGUCUGAUUUCCAGAACAACGUGAUGCGCUGUCGGUGCAAGUACGAUGGAGAACGAGUUUACAUGUUUGGAUGCCAUGCAGGUGAUGCUUACAGCGCCGAGGCGGAGGACCUGUUUGACCACCAACGUCAGAUCUCCAACAACUUCCUGUGAAUUAAGGAACACACAGAUUUAAGAACAGAACAACCGUACAACUCCUCGCCUCACCUCAACGUGUCGGGGGAAGGAGGUUGAAUGACAAUGACACGCCAGUAAAUAGACAGAUGAGGGUCAGAGGGAGGCGGGUGGGAAACCGGGAUGGUAUGGGAGAGACUUCAUCAUGCAAAAUUGACUAAUUAGGAUCCUGUGAGUGGUUGUCAUCAGCACUGACUGUUCCUGUUAGAAAGUCAAAGAGAUUAAAGGAGAAAUGUAGGAAGAGGAAAAGACCAAAAAGUAGAAAAAGACCAGUUGGCCAUCACAAGCAUCAUGUCACCGUGAUUAAACGUAGAGUAGUUAUUUAAAAAAUGCGUCUUGAAUUUUUAACAAAUUGAAUUCCCUUGAUCAAAACAUAACCACAGUUAAUAAAGUAAUGACAUGAACGCAUCCUUUACUUUUACAGUACACAAUCAGGCUAUCGUCCACAUGAUAUCAACCCAGGAAACAGACCCUGUACAUGCUUUACUGUGCUUUCACUGUUCACAUUACUAAAGCAGUUUUUACUGUUACAACUGUGUGCUUUUUUUUUUUUGAAUGAGAAUAUUUUUAUUUCAUGGUGCUAUUUUGCGUUAUUGGAAUAAAUAUUGUAAUGUAUUGCAAAUGUAUUGUCAUGUACAGUUUUAUAUUACUUCUCUGGAAUAUUGUUCUUUAGGUCUCUAAUUUAUGCAAACAUUUUAAUGUACUUUUGAGUUGAAACUUGUCCCUUUGUGGCUGUGUUUUGUAUUGUUGAUUUCAUAUAUGACAAAUAUUUUCGCUUGUUUCUUUUCCACCUGUAUAACAUCGGUAACAUGCGAUGUGGUCAUACCACGGCAUUACGCCUCUAACAGUACUUGGUAAUGGUAGUAAAAGAAUAAAUGUCAGAUUGACAAACUCUAUGGUUAUUUCAGGCAUGGUGAUUUGACUGCAGAGUUUUCUAAUGCAGAACUAAGAUAAUGGUUAAUGUCACAGUGUUUGCAGAAGAUUUGGGGAAUACGCUUACUCGCUAAAAUAGAUCCCCUUAUUUAAAUGAGUCUAUAGGAAAGAUAAAUGACAGAGUUAUAUAGUGCCUUAUGCACAUGUGAUAGUCUGAUCACAACAGCAUGUAGACUCAUUUGCUUCCUUCAGCAGAUCUACAGUAAAAAGCUGCGUUUCACAUCUUUUCCCAGGGAGCCUGAGCUCACCCGUAGUUUAUGGUUGUUUCCAACCUCAUUCCCACUGACGAACACAAACACUGUGGAAACUCACAGCUGCCCAUUGUCACAU
Molecule: messenger RNA, 4066 nt
Organism: Anarrhichthys ocellatus (wolf-eel)
Lineage: Eukaryota; Metazoa; Chordata; Actinopteri; Perciformes; Anarhichadidae
Product: lysyl oxidase homolog 4-like
Exons: 16
Coding region: 92-2782 (896 amino acids)
Biological process (GO): peptidyl-lysine oxidation; collagen fibril organization
Cellular component (GO): membrane
Molecular function (GO): protein-lysine 6-oxidase activity; copper ion binding
Source: RefSeq, a predicted model, not a curated record